AGACAGUAUUAGUGUCAUUGCUGUACAACAUAACCUUUUGUCGCACAAUGUCAGAUCAAAGUAAUAAAAUCUGUUUUCUUCCAAAAAACAUUUAUUCUCGGAUAUAAAAUGGCUAAAUUCAUUGCCCAGAUAAUAAUAACAGGUGCCCAAGUUGUUGGUAGAGCUUUUGCAAAGGCUAUUAAAGAAGAAAUAGCAGCAUCUCAAGAAGCAGCAAGAAGGUUAGGAAACGCAAGAUCAAAAACUGAAAGUGCCGGAAAUGUAAAGAUAGGUCUCUCUUUAGAAGAAGCAAAACAAAUUUUAAACGUAUCCCAACUGAACAAAGAUGAAAUCCAAAAGAGGUUUGAUCACCUUUUCAAAGUAAAUGAUAAAGAACAUGGAGGUUCAUUUUAUAUUCAAUCUAAAAUUGUAAGGGCAAAAGAACGAUUGGAUUAUGAAUUAGAACAGAAUCAACCUAAGCAAAAAGACAACACGACGUGAAUAGUGUUUUAUAGCUUAUUACUUAAUUGUAAUUAGGAAUCAAAUAUGUAGCUUAAUUAAAUAUUUUAUGAGCGUGAAUGUACAUAAUGUAAUUAUUUUAAAUACACAUUCAUUACUUA
Messenger RNA from Agrilus planipennis (emerald ash borer), 596 nucleotides. RefSeq names its product mitochondrial import inner membrane translocase subunit tim16. Gene Ontology annotation, cellular component: TIM23 mitochondrial import inner membrane translocase complex. Lineage: Eukaryota; Metazoa; Arthropoda; Insecta; Coleoptera; Buprestidae. The transcript has a single exon. The record is from RefSeq and is a predicted model, not a curated record. Bases 109 to 477 code for a protein of 122 amino acids. Gene Ontology annotation, biological process: protein import into mitochondrial matrix.